AUGGCCGAGACCGUCAUCAUGAGUGGCGCUCCGAUCGCCGAGGACAACAUCAUCAACCGCCGCGGCGGUGAGUCGAUGUAUCAGACGUGUGUCAACCUCAAGAAGCGCCUGGCCGAGGUCCCGAACUUCGAACCCCACAUGCGAGAGAUGGAAGAGGCGGACAUGGCGCAGGGAAACACCGACCCCGUGGCCUCGCUAUGGAAUUGCCUGCGGACAGGAUACCCCUUGUUGACCAUCUACAAUGCCUCCGGUCCGGAAGAGUACCUCGAGAUCGAUACCACGAAAGUCGCUGAGGCCAAGCGUCCCAAAGCCGCCACCUUCAAGUUCCUGCAAGCCUCCCUGCAAAAGCUGGACUUUCCCCAGCAAGAUUGCUUCCUGAUCACGGAUCUCUACGGCGAAAAUACCACCGGCUUUACCAAGGUGAUCAAGAUGGUGAAUCUGGUUCUGGACAUCCUGGAGAUGCAGGGACAGCUGAAGCGACCGUCCGAUGACGCCUCCCGCGCUCCCGCGCAAGGGACCAUCAAGCUCACGAAGCGCGAACAUAUCCUCAAGGAGUUGUUGGAAACGGAGCGCGACUACGUCCAUCACCUUCAGAAUCUACAGGCGCUCAAGAAGGAAUUGGAGGAGACCGGUGCCCUGACCGGUGACGCCAGCCACCAGAUCUUCCUGAACUUGAAUAAUCUACUCGACUUUGCUCAGCGAUUCCUCAUCCGCAUAGAACAACACUACGCCUUACCGGAAGAGAGGCAGAAUUGGGGCGAGCUAUUCAUACAGCACGAGGAUGCGUUCCCGCAGUAUGAACCAUUCAUCGCGAAUCAGAUGCGUUGCGACGAGGUCUGUCUCAGAGACUGGGACAAGAUCCAUGAGGCCCCGCGCUCCAAGGAUCUGCUCCAGAUGGUGGCACAGCCGGCAACCUUGAACGGAUUCUUCGUUAAACCGUUUCAACGGUUGACCAAAUAUCCCUUGAUGCUAGGGGAACUUCUCAAGCAAACAGAAAACCCCGAUCUUCGUAUCGAUAUCCAAAGGGCAAUCGACACCAUUCAGUCUGUCCUCGACUCCGCGAACGAUGCGAUUGACAAAGAACAUUUGCAGACAGCCGUCAAAGACCUUGCUGAGCGCGUGGACGAUUGGAAGACCCUGAAGAUCGAAGCAUUUGGUGAUCUUCUUCGCUUCGGCACCUUCUCGGUCAUUAAGGGUGAUAGCGCAAAGGACUCUGAAAGAGAGUAUCACAUCUAUCUCUUCGAGCGCAUCCUGCUCUGCUGCAAAGACAUCAACCCGAAUAAGCAAAAGUCGAAAUUAAACCUGGGCAAAGACAAACCGGCCACGACCGCCAGGGGCAAAGCACGGCUCCAGCUUAAAGGUCGCAUCUACAUGGCAAAUGUCACGGAUGUCCUUUGCAUGCCCAAACCAGGCUCGUACCGGAUCCAGAUAUUCUGGAAGGGAGACCCGAACGUUGUUGACAACUUCAUCAUCCGUUACCAAAACGAGAGCAUUAUGCGCAAAUGGGCCAACGACAUUGACGCCCAGCGGCUCAUCCAGACUGAGCAACGCAACGUUCGCAACACCGGCACUUCGGAGACCGAAUUCACCUACAUGAAGUCCGUGACCAAUAUGCCGAACCCAUACCUGGAAAACGACGAGGAACAGGCCGCAACCAAGGAGGCAGCCUUCUUCUCAGAGUUCCCAAUGAGUCGCAAUGCCUCCAGCACCAGCCUCAGAACGCGAUCCGCGACAGGAGGGAGCGGGGGCUCCGGCCCGCCGCCGCCCUUGUCCGUCGGCCGUCCUCCGCGCUUCGCCGUCCCCGAUCCGAGUCUGUCAGUUCACACGCAUUUCUCCGGCGGCAGCAUGUCACCGGCAGAGAGGAAUGCCCCUUCGUACUUUUCGCCCGUCGCCGACACGGCAUCUACCAGAUCCAGCUCUCAGUCCACGGGAUUCUCAUACACCAGCAGCAGUCGUCAAACGACGCCGACCAACACCUGGAACGAGGAAAACGCCCGGUAUACUGCGCCGGCCUUGUCGCGUGCGACGUCGAGAGAUGGACCCAAUUCGAAUACGUUCUUCAGCGGUGCCCCCGGACGGGCUGCCCAACGGCCCUCUCUCCCUCCGAUGUCCGGGCCGCAAGCAGCCAACGGCAUCGCGCGGAUGCGGUCUGCGAGCAGUCCAGACAUCCAUGCUCACAACCCGGAAAUGCGUCGUUAUAUGGGCGCCCACACUAUGCAGACCGUCGACAACGUGCCCGUCCCGCCGAUCCCGGCGCACAUGGCUAGCAUGAAGGCGCCGGUCAACCGAAGCCAAACCAACUCCCCCACCAACGGCAACUUGCCUAUCCCCAGUGCGAACCACCUUUCCAACUCCCAGCAACAUCCCGACCAGCGACAUAUGACACCCACCCAUUUCCACGAGCCCCAGUAUUCCGACCACCGCCCCGGCACGUCGGCUGGCGACCAGCCGACCUCCCCUCUCAGCUACGAGCCGGACGAGGAGCCUCUCAUGCCCACGCAACUCAAGGUCAAGGUGAACUUCGAUGACAACUACGUGACGCUGGUGAUCGCCAGCAACAUCAUGUUCCGGUCCCUGAUCGACCGCGUGGACGCCAAACUGGCACGGUUCACGCACCGGUCCAUCGGGAGCAAGUCGGUGCGGCUGCGCUACCGCGACGAAGACGGGGAUUUCGUGACGAUCGACAGCGACGAGGCGGUGCAGCUGGCGUUCAUGGAGUGGCGCGAGCAACAGCGGGACAUGCUCGCUCGCGGCCAAGUAGGGGAGAUUCAGCUUUACUGCCAGGCGGUGGAGACUUAG
Messenger RNA from Aspergillus heteromorphus CBS 117.55, 2799 nucleotides. Its product is annotated as Rho family guanine nucleotide exchange factor CDC24. Gene Ontology annotation, biological process: establishment of cell polarity; septin ring organization. Lineage: Eukaryota; Fungi; Ascomycota; Eurotiomycetes; Eurotiales; Aspergillaceae. The transcript is spliced from 4 exons. The record is from RefSeq and is a predicted model, not a curated record. Gene Ontology annotation, molecular function: guanyl-nucleotide exchange factor activity; protein binding. Gene Ontology annotation, cellular component: division septum; cytoplasm; mating projection tip. Bases 1 to 2799 code for a protein of 932 amino acids.